This is a messenger RNA of Neltuma alba, 713 nucleotides long. Its product is annotated as 50S ribosomal protein L27-like. Gene Ontology annotation, cellular component: ribosome. The record is from RefSeq and is a predicted model, not a curated record. Gene Ontology annotation, molecular function: structural constituent of ribosome. Bases 225 to 668 code for a protein of 147 amino acids. Lineage: Eukaryota; Viridiplantae; Streptophyta; Magnoliopsida; Fabales; Fabaceae. The transcript has 5 exons. Gene Ontology annotation, biological process: translation.
UGGCUUUUGCCAUUCUCGCUUCCCUUGGUCACUCCCCGUCUUGGCGCCCUCGCCCUCACACUGUCUGUUACUCCCUCUUGGCGCCUUCCCUUCCCUUCGACGGACACCGUGCUCGAGUGCUCGACCAGACAACCGCGAGCAGACCAGUCGGCAGUCACCAGCCCAGACGCCAGUCGGCGCCGUCUCCCCUCCCUCGCCCAGCCUCAGUUGAGCAGGUGAACAAAAUGAUGAAUUUUGCAGCGUCGCUAUGCAGAAGGAUGAAUAUCAAGGAGCUUGUCUCAAAUGCUCCUGUUUACAGAAUCUCAAGUGAUGUCUCUGGAGAAGGAUUGAGUCUGGUUUUCAGACGAUGGGCUACCAAAAAGACAGCCGGAUCUACAAAGAAUGGAAGAGACUCAAAACCCAAGAAUCUUGGUGUCAAGAAAUUUGGUGGUGAGAGAGUAAUACCUGGAAACAUCAUUGUUAGGCAACGUGGUACCCAAUUUCAUCCGGGAAACUAUGUUGGAAUUGGGAAAGAUCAUACUCUUUUUGCGUUGAAAGAAGGUUGGGUGAAGUUUGAAAGAAACAAACUGACUGGUCGCAAGUGGGUGCAUGUUGAACCCAAGGAAGGUCAUGUCCUCCACCCUCUGUACGCAAAUGUGGCUGCCACUGAACCAAAAGUUGCUGCUUGAGUCUGAUGCACCAAAUCUUACAAAGUGACAAUGAAUUCAGGUUAC